AUGGGAGAAGACGAAGAAAAUGCUACAAAGAAGAAAAAGAAAAAUGCAUCCAAAUAUAAUUAUACGUUUGGUGAUGGUUAUCCAGGAGUCACGAUCGGGCAUAAGACAUGCAACCCGUUCCAGAAGCCGGGCUUUCAUGUGCCCGCCGAGAUGGGAUGGCUAUGGAAUGCACCGGAUGUGCCCGGGUUGAAGCAACGUCGUGGGUGGCAACCUGGCGUUGUUGGCAAGAGCGUGGCCAAAAUGAUGACGUUCAAAUGCACAAAAGGUGGACAGGACAAAGAUAAGAGUAAGAAAAAGAAAAAGAAGGGAAAGAGACUCGGCACGGACACAGGGGGAGGUGAUUCAGAGCCUGACGAGCCGCUGGAGCCGAAGCCAACGUUAAAAGUGCAUAGAAAAGGAGAUGUGUUCACUAUACAGGUAAAUCCGUUGAAGGAUUUAACAGACAUAGAUCCGAACGAAGAUCCUUAUGUCGACUGUGAUCCUAUGGUGUUCAAGAUAAUCAAAAAGCGAAGUCCCGAAGAACAAGCAAAAGUCGAGGCCCGCAAAAUGGUAAAACUCAAAAAGCAAAGAGACGCAGAAAUAAGAAAAGCAUUGGCCGAGGCCGUUGAAGAUAUUUGUAAAUGCGCGUAUAUGGACGUUUAUUGCAACGAUUUGACUGCAAUAGAUAAAGUAAUAGAUAGCUGUCCUGCGUUUAAAGAACCCGAGUGUAUUUGUAAAGAAGAAUCAUUGAGCUCGCUUUCCAGUAACGCUACUUGGGAUAUAGAGUAUACCCCACCUUUUGGUUGCUUCGACCUCUCGCCGCGAAAACGCCAAAAUUUAAUUCAUGUGGAAACGCAAUAUAUUCCCGCAGACGCUGGUAUAGUGGAGCCAUCUACUAUGAGUAAAAAAUCUAGUACGUCGAUAAAGCCGAAGAAGAAAUCAAAAAAGGUUUGUGGACCGUGUCCGACGUGA
Messenger RNA from Parnassius mnemosyne (clouded apollo), 951 nucleotides. NCBI's taxonomy places the organism in Eukaryota, Metazoa, Arthropoda, Insecta, Lepidoptera, Papilionidae. The record is from the annotation of a GenBank genome assembly.